This is a messenger RNA of Gallus gallus (chicken), 618 nucleotides long. RefSeq lists its product as uncharacterized. The transcript has 2 exons. The record is from RefSeq and is a predicted model, not a curated record. NCBI's taxonomy places the organism in Eukaryota, Metazoa, Chordata, Aves, Galliformes, Phasianidae. The coding region runs from base 1 to 618 and encodes 205 amino acids.
AUGGAGGUGGAGGCGCGCAGGAGAGCCCCGCGCGGCGGAGGGGUGGGGAGGGCGGACUGCGGGCACUGCGGCUCCGCCGGCGGCGCGGCCCCGCGGGACGGACGCGGCUCCGGGCUGCCGUGCGCUGGGGGACGGCGUCACGACGGCGGACGGCACGCGCGCGGCUUGCACCGACGGCCUCGUCGGACCCCGCCGCAGAAAAGGGGCUGCUGUCGCCCCGGGAGCGCUGCGCCGGGCUCGGCGUUGGCGGGGGACGCGGGCUGCCGGCGCGGCGCGGCGCGGGGACGAGAGAAGGGGCUCGACGCGGCGCGGCCCUGCGACCGGCGGAGCCCCGACGGCGGCCGUCUGCGGGCACGCAGCGCUCCGUUCGGCCCCGACGUGCGGCCGCGUCCACGGAGCGGGGCGGCCCCUCCGCCCGUCCGGCCGCACGCGCGUUGGGGAAAAGCCCGAGACCCGCAGUGGCGGCGGUUCCGCAGCGGGCGCGCGCCUCCAGACUCGGCCGGAGAGGGCAAUCCCGUCCUGAGUUACGCGCUCCUGAGAGCGCCGUGCGGUGCCACUGCAGGCGGCAGGAGUCACCGGUCGCGUUCGUUACGUUGGACGGAGCCCAGCGGCGGCUGA